Messenger RNA from Fomitiporia mediterranea MF3/22, 2225 nucleotides. RefSeq names its product mitochondrial distribution and morphology protein family 31/32. The record is from RefSeq and is a predicted model, not a curated record. Lineage: Eukaryota; Fungi; Basidiomycota; Agaricomycetes; Hymenochaetales; Hymenochaetaceae. The transcript has 9 exons. The coding region runs from base 402 to 2105 and encodes 567 amino acids. Gene Ontology annotation, biological process: mitochondrion inheritance. Gene Ontology annotation, cellular component: mitochondrial inner membrane.
GCAGACUCCAGCUUCUGACUUCUACGUCUCGUAGUCUGGCAGAUGUCGCUAGCUUGGACCGUUACAAAGCCAUUAGGAGUUUCUUCAUUCAGCAGCAACAUUAUACGACAAAUGCGUCAAGACAUUUAGCACUAGAACGACGUUAUUUCGGACCUUGCACUCUGAGGGCAGAUAAUAACUACUACCUCGUGCGAAACCGACUAGAUACACGUAAUUAUCAUGUAUCUUCUCGACUUUGGGAAGAAAAACAAUCUGGGAGUAGGCAUAAUUCACCGGGAGUUGGAGGGAAAGAUGUCGGAAAGGAGCCGAGUCGAAUUACGCAGGAGACAUCGCCAAAGGUCGAAGAGCAAAGUAGAUACCAUCAGCUCGAAAACUAUUCUCGUUUCUUCCGCCGACUGGUCAUGUCGUUACCACCUAUGCAGCGACCAACGCGAGACGAUCUGUUGAAAGUCGCGACAGGUUUCUGGCAGCGGUUGAGGAUUCGCUUUAAGUGGUUUACAAUCAAGUCAUUCCGAAAGUUCAACGCAGAUGAUAUCUCUGCCUUCGUCUCUUGGUUUGUCUUCAGCCAAGCUGUUUGGAUUUUCAUUGGCACUACUACAUUUGCCUCUGUAAUAUUCGCGACUCUGAACAGUUUGCGCCUGCAAGAGUAUGUUGCGCGAGCAAUUAGCGAUUAUCUGACGUCAGAGACUGGGGUCACUAUUAUUUUCGAAUCUGCGAUCGUGCCAAAAUGGAAGGACUCGCGAAUUGCUUUCAAAAAUGUCUAUAUAUCACGCCGUCCACCCUCAUUAGGUGGAAUACCACCUGCUGAUCCAAACGCAGCACAUAAGGCCGCUGCUCGAUAUGAUAUCGGCAAUCAUCCUGCGAGUCAUGGACUUGAGGAUGACCAUAACGAUUCUUUUCCUCAGGCUGAAGAAGAAGUUGAUUACGCUGUUUUCGACCUGAACGUAGAUUCGAUUGACGUGACGCUAUCAUUAUGGCGCUGGCUAGAUGGGAAAGGACUCGUAGAGGAUGCUGUGGUCAAGGGUGUUCGUGGUAUUCUCGACCGUCGGUACGUCCACUAUGAUCCAGACAAGCCCUUGGAUCCGGCAGAUUUUCGGCAUCCGUCUCGGCCUGGGGAUUUUGAACUCAAGUCGCUGCAAAUAGAAGAUCUUCUCAUUACGGUAUACCAGCCCGAGGCAUUCCGCCCGUUCACAGUUUCAAUAUUCCGUGCGGAUAUCAAACAAUUCAGAAAACGCUGGUUAUUCUAUGAUUUUCUAUCUGCUGAGAAUGUAGUUGGCCAGUUCGAUAACUGUUUAUUCAGUCUUCACAAGCCGCAGAGUAUUGGAAGAACGAUGGAGCAGGAGAUGAAAGAUGGCCAUUGGGCUCGCAUGGCUCGAUUCCGGAUAGAUGGAGUUAACAUCGACCAUCUUCAACGCGCUACAUCCAUGGAAGGGCCCAUUGCAUGGAUAACAUCGGGAAAAUUUGACGCCGUGCUCGACAUACGUUUCCCUCAUCCUGAAGAAACGGACUUCAACGCCCUGCUUGGCGAGCUCGCGGAGGCGAUCACUACUGCCGCCUCGACGCAAGCAGCUCGAUUUGUGGACCGCAUCCCUGGUCAACGCGAGCUUGCGAAACCGGCCAUUUCUGUGCCCGAUGACUCAAAAGACAUUGUAGUCGAGAGGGCUGCUGCGCCGCGCGUGGUUACGGUUGAUAUUGACCUGAGGUUUAGGGACGUGAAAGCAUCGGUGCCUAUUUUCACGCGGGACCUUUCGUAUGUGAACAACGCACUGAUACGGCCUAUUGUUGCGUUCAUAAAUGCAAACAAGACCUUGGUGCCCAUUCGAUGCCGAGUGGUGACGGAACUGGACAAAUUUGAUGGUGCUUGGACGAUGUGGGAAACUGGGUUGAUGGACGAGAUUUCUUUGAAGGUCUACGAGGCACUCGCCUACCACGUUACACAAGCAAACUUCAACCGUCGAGUUAAGACAGUCAGCUUGUGGAGUCUGCAAAAGACUAUCCAUACCGCGUUAUCUGCGCUUCAAACGAUGAUGCAGCCGAUGAGCGUCUAUAUACCCGAGCUAAGAGAGGCAAUUCCUCUGGAAGAAUGGAGCAACCUUCCGACUUAGUGCUCAUGAUGGCUCAAGCAAAAGUACUCUAUAUAGUUCAUAAUUUCAUGCUUGUUAUGAAUCAGCUUAUGAUUGCUGUCCACGACGUCCACGACUUCCACAACUCCGGCUUAUGUCGCC